UGUUGACACUUAUGUUGGUAUGGACCUUGAUAAUUGGCCAAAUUCUGAUCAAAGAACUCUCGAUAUCAGUAUGAAAGAAUUUUCAAAAUCCUCCUGCUUCUUUGUUAUACCAAUGACUUCAACCCUUGAAGAUACAAAUGGGCUAGAAUUAAUAAGACAAGGUACAACAACCGUACGUUGUCUUUUCAAUCAACCCGUCAAAGACACGGGUUACGAAAUGAUAAUAAUGGGAGAGUUUGAUGCAAUCAUGUCCAUAAAUGCAGAUCGCGUGUUAAGUACGGAUGGAUCUGUUUAA
This is a messenger RNA of Meloidogyne enterolobii, 295 nucleotides long. Lineage: Eukaryota; Metazoa; Nematoda; Chromadorea; Rhabditida; Meloidogynidae. The record is from the annotation of a GenBank genome assembly.